CAUAUUGCCAGAUUGACAAACAUAGACCGCGUACUAACCGUCAUGGCUACAAUACUGCGCCGCCUGCCAAUGCGCGCCCCUCUUCACAACAAUGGCUACCUUUGCAGCGCAAAUGCUACGAUGAUGUCUCGCGCGUUAGCAGCAUUUUCGACCCAUUCGGCUCGUUGCGACAAGGAGGCGGCUUCUCAAGACACCCAGAGUAAGGAAGAAGAACCAAAGCACUGGAAGUACGAUUUCAGCUUCAAGACGCAGAUGAGCAAGACGGCGUUCAUCGCUGGCCUGGCCCUGGGGGGGUCGCUGGGAGGCUGGUCUUGGUAUCGGGAUCUUCGGGGUUGGUGGACAGGUAUUCCUAAUGAAGGAGAGGUUUAGGCAUCCGGGGUUGGUCGUGGUCCUUUUACUUUAUCGCGUGAACGGGAGACUACGGCGGAAACUAGAUUCCAUUGACUCAUUUUAUGCUAGAACGAAAUCCAGGAAAUUGAGUCGUCAGUCAGGCCACUGUCAACAUUCAAUUCCCCUGCCUUGAGCUACAGUACGGUAAAACAAGAUUGGUCUACACUGCAUGUCGUGUCGUCCCGUGAUACCCUGAGACAGGUAUGGUGACUGAUGCCCUACAAGAAGAACAGAGCAAUGCUUGCUUCUUCAGAUGCAAGUCGG
This is a messenger RNA of Aspergillus brunneoviolaceus CBS 621.78, 654 nucleotides long. RefSeq lists its product as uncharacterized. The transcript has 2 exons. Bases 43 to 369 code for a protein of 108 amino acids. NCBI's taxonomy places the organism in Eukaryota, Fungi, Ascomycota, Eurotiomycetes, Eurotiales, Aspergillaceae. The record is from RefSeq and is a predicted model, not a curated record.